Messenger RNA from Colletotrichum graminicola M1.001, 4695 nucleotides. RefSeq lists its product as uncharacterized. Lineage: Eukaryota; Fungi; Ascomycota; Sordariomycetes; Glomerellales; Glomerellaceae. The transcript has a single exon. Bases 1 to 4695 code for a protein of 1564 amino acids. The record is from RefSeq and is a predicted model, not a curated record.
AUGGCGGCCACAGCCUACACCUCGGUCCGCAGGUGCUCCAUGUCCUCGACAGGGUCGUCUGGGUCGGGCCACAGCGACGCAGAGGCAGAAGCGUUACCGUCGGCAUCCAAAACGAGCGCGGCGCGUUACAUGGACGUGGACGGCGAUGACUACGAGGAAUACAACAAUUGCGACAACGGCACAAAAGACGAGGCCUUGCCGUCGUCGCAGCCCUCCUUCUCCGCCAACGCGACGCCCAGCCCUGCCAACUUCUUCCCCUGCGUCGAAACGAGCCUGACGCCCAUGUCCAUGGACAGCGACCUGUUUCCCGACUGUGAUUUCGACGGCAGCAGAGGAGAGGACAAGACGGGCAGUCCGAGGCAGCAACAUCAGCAGCAACAAGAACAACAACAGCAGCAGCAGCAGCAGCAGCAGCAGCAGCAGCAGCAGCAGUCGACAUCACCGGCUUCGACGAUACCAACUUCUGGAAAGUGGUCGUCGGCGUCGUCCUCGUCGUCGCCGUAUGCUGUGCGACCGGGCCACGGUGACAAAUACACAAAUACAAGCACAACAUCCGUCGAGAAAGCAUCGCCUGCGACACCAGCGACGGCGGCCAUGCGGCUACCACACGCGUCGGCGACAUGUCCGGCGGCGGGAGAUAAGCAACGACAUGUCUCGGGUGCACGCCAAGACGACGCAGCAGAAAUAGAAGCGGCAGCGUUGCACUCAGCCAGGACGAACCAGAGCCACGACGACAGCGGUAGCAGUAACAGCAGCAGCAGCAAGGCGGGCCACGAUGAAAUGGGCGAGUGGGUGACUGGCUGGACUGACGAUGCAAGGGAGAGAAAUAAGGGAGAAGAGGCAGAGGCCGGCCCGCUGGCAAUCUCGCCUGAGAACCCGCGCCAACGCCGUGCAGGGACGACGCCGCUGUCGCUGGAUGUGCUGCAGAUGGUCAGGGGGGACGAGGAGGGCGAUAACGAUAAGGAAAGGGAUAGCGUCCCAGCACCGACCACCGCUACCACUACCGCUACCGCUACGGGCUCCUGCUCUCCUACCACUGCCACCACCCAACCCGCUUCGGCCCUGCGGACGGAAAAUAUCAUCGGGACCAACAACAACAACAGCAACGGUAAUAAUAAUAUUAUUAGCAACAUCGGCAAUACCGCCGUCGUGCCCCCGAAUACGAGCUCUGCUGCAUCCGCCAUCACGAGCCCGCCUGCAUCCGUCUCGUCACCUUCCACCGUCUUCUCCGCCCCCGCUGCACUCACCCGCCAACUUUCCGCAACUUCGUCACCCCCUACCGGCAGCCUCGUCUCCCAGAUUCAGGAGAACCUGCUGCUGCAGCAAAACCCCUCCUCCUCUUCGUCGUCGUCCUCCUCCUCCUCCUCCUCGUCUGCCGCCAAUCUCGUGCGACCCGUCGCCAGACCCAUCGUCCGAACUACUUCCGAUUCCAACUUCACCCUCAAGCAUCCCAUUCCCGAUCUCAACUGCCGCUCCGGCGCCUACACCGGCAACGUUGCCGCCCUCGAGAAGUCGGCCGAGCGCCUGUCCAUGACCAGCUCCAUCGAGGACGCCAUCCGCGACUUGCAUGGUGAACUGAAGCGCUCCGACUCCCGCCGCUCCUCCAUCCUCGCCGCAAACCUCGCCGCUGCCGCCUCCCCUUCCCACACCGACGAGUCCUCGGCUCAGCCCGGCCCCCUUCGCGUCCUCCCUCCCGUCGCCUCCAUUGUCGAGCUCAACAACGCCGCUCGCAUCGGCGGAUACUCCCCCAGCGGCUACGUCAUGUCUCCCAACCACUCUUUGACCGGUCGCCUGCGCUCUGGCUCCAAGAACUCCACUGGCCGUCCCGAGAUCGACGUCGAUGCCAUCUUGUCGCGCCACGGCCCCGGCAAGGGCUCCAUUAGGAGCGUUCGCUCCUCCGCCAAGCCUUCCCUGGCCGAGAUUGCCGAGUCCGAGCCCGUCGCCCUGACCGGUCGCGUGCUCGAUGAGGCCGACGAUGCCCCCGUGCCAGUGACCGCCGCCGACGAUGCCACCAUCCGCCGCCCCAACACCCGCCACGACGACGACCCCAGCGCCAGCUACCACGACAUGCUCGGCGACAUGGAUCGUCAAUCUUCCGGUCUCGGCCUCGACUUUGCCGCCGACAACGCCGGGCCGAACCCGGAUGACAGGCCGCCCACCCCCAAGUCGACCUCGACCUUUGACCACACCAAUGUGUUUGGCGACUUUGACGGCGUGCACUGCCAGCCCGAAGAUGUCGAGCGCGCCUACGACCACCACGAGCCCGCCGAUGGUGCGUAUCGCGAGAGACCCGUCGUGCCCAGGCCGCAGGCGAUGCCUAUGCCCGAUAUCCCCGAGCCCCAGUGGGAGCCGCUGUCGCGCCGCGUGCCGCCCACGAACAGGGCCGCCGUGGGCCGGCCGCAGUCGUACUUUGACCCGCUCACCGGCCAGGAGAUGCUUUACUACCCCGCCCGCGUACCGGCCAUGCUGAAUCUGCCGCCCAAGCUGUCCAAGAAGCCCAAGACCGAGGUCCGCAACGCGAGACAUUCAAAGGUGCUGCAGGCAAUGGGCCACCCCGGCUUUGGCAAGGCCGAGUACCUGCCGCAGGACCCCGAGACGGUGGUGCGCGAGUCCAAGAUGUGGCUGCCCGACCCGCUCGCUGGCCACGGCAUGACCACCUUUGGCGAUGUUGCUGAAGGCGAACCUUCUGGGGAUGCAUCGAUGAAAUCGCCCGUCCACGAUUCACAUUUGCCGUCGGAGCAGGCCGACGCGUUGCUGGCGGGUGGGCAAUCUGAGGACAUGCCACAGCAGCCGCCUCCGCCGCCGCCCACCCAGCAACGGCGCAAGUCAAAAAUGCCAAGGGCCUCCCAGCUGCCACCGCAACUGCGUGCGAGCGCCUUUUUCGACCUGCCGUCAACACCACCCAAAAUCGAGGUCAAGGAAGGUUCACCCAUGGCCACGCUCGACAGCAUCCUAGACGCGUCCACGACCGCACCGGUCAGCGCCUUCACGGACCAUGCCUUUGCCGGCAAGCUCGGUUCCGAGGUGUACGGCCCCGACAAGAACAAGAACAGAAAGUCGGCCGCACCCACCGUCCUGCUGCCCGAGGAGCACGUCAGGGCUGCCUCGCAGAAGAAGAAGGGCGGCCUCAUGCCCUUUGGCAAGAAGUCGGAUGACGGAUCCCGCAAGAGUUCGAUGGCCGACGGCAGCAGAGAAGAGAACCAAGGUUUGUCCGAUCACGUCGACGGGGAUGGGGUGGACAGGCCCGAAGACAAGGGCUCGGAAGACGACGGCGAGGAAGACGAGGAAGAAGAGGAGGACGAGUUCGCAGGUGUUCUCGACGGGCCCCCAACGACCCUGCUCGCCGAGCUGCAGCUGCGCAAGUAUCACGCAAGGAUGCGCACCCAGAACCCGAACCGCAACGUCGGCCAGAACGGUAUGCACGCCACCCUAAUCGAGUUGGAUGCCGUUGCGGAGGCGCAGAAGAGGCACCGCGAGAAGAAGAAGAUUGCGCUAGCCUGGGAAGAAGGGGCCAAGGAUGAGGACGGCAGCUCCGACGAAGACGAAGUCCCGCUCGGCGUGCUCUACGCGCAUCAGCCCGCCAUCGCUGAGAUGAACCGCCCCUUGGGUCUGAUGGAGCGCCGUGAUCAGGAAGAGAAUGAGCCCCUCAGCGCCCGCCGCGCCCGUCUGCACGGUCAGCAGCCGCCAAGGACUUUGGCCAAGCAGAGGAGCCAAUUCACCCUCAACGCCGGUCUGAGCCAACUCCGACUUCACCAGAUGCAUUCAGCCGGUCAACUGAGGCCCCGGGAGGAGUCGGACGACGACGACGCCGUCGAGGGCGAAACCCUGGCCGAGCGCAUGCGCCGCCUCAGGGCAAAGGACGAGGCCGAACACAACAAUCUGCCCAGCACCCGCCCCGUCAGCAAGAUGUUCUCCGAGGAGAUGUUGGCCCAAUUCGGCGAAAUGGUCAAGCAGCCCGAAGACAAGGGCAAGGGGGUCGAGGCUCAGCCCAACGAGGCAGAGGAGACGCUCGGCCAGCGGAGGAAGAGACUGCAGGCCGAGCGCGAGGCCCGCGAACGGGAGAUGAUGCUGAGCGGCGGCCCCGUCGAGCCCGAGGCGCCCCCCCUGCGCAAGAAGCACAGCUUGGCCGACGUCCUCGCCUCGCACCCCGCGGCCCACAACCCUGCCUGGGACGAGCAACGUCGCCUCGAGCAGGAGCAGCGCAAGGUCAGAGAACAGGAGGCAAAGAUGGCCGCCGUCCGCGCGCAGAUGCCCAAGACGCUCACCGGGCCGAAUCUGCAGCGGACCGGCGGAUACAUGAACGGCGCCUUCAACGACGGCUCCGGCGGGCUCGACCACCACAAGCCGGCGGUCAGCAACGGCGUCGGCGUCGGCAUGGGCCCCGGCGGGUGGAACCGCUCCAGCAUGGCCUUCAGCAACUACGGCGCGCCGCUCCAGCAACCCGCUUACGGUGGGCUCAUAGGUCAAGCGGGCAUCACCCACAUGUCUCAGAACCCGACGAACGGCUACGCGGGGUACCCCGCCGGCGGCAUGGGAGGCAUGGGCGGCAUGGGCGGCGCAAACCCGUACGGCGGAGGCAUGGGCAUGCCGAUGCAGAUGCAGCCCAUGGGCGCCGGGAUGCCGAUGCCGAUGCAGCCUGGGCACAAUGGGCAGAUGCAGUCCAUCGAGCGCUGGCGGCAGAGCGUCAUGUACUAG